AUGUCAGAUCACACACAGCUAGACAGUUCAGGCCCCGAGGACGACUCACCCUCGCCCUUCCACGGCCGCCGCUGGGCAGACGACGAGACGACACGUCGAAUCUCAUCCUUCCUCGCCGUCGCCGCCUCCGUCUUCGAGACCGGGACCGCCGACCUCGCAACCCUCCACGGCGCCGCCGUCGAGGCCGACGAGAUCCUCCGCCAGUGCAACCCCAACAGAGGAAAUCCUCCGUCAGACAGCAGCGACCCGGGCCCGUUCACGGCCUUUAUCCCGGACAUCGAGGCCCGCCAUGCCCGGCUCCGCGACCUCAUCGCCCACCUCUCGCGCCCGCAUCUGAGACCCUUGAGGCUCACCUCCCUCCCGCCCGAGAUCCUCGCCAUCGUCGUUGCUCACUGCGAAGGCGGCGCCAACCACCAAAAUGACGACGAGGACGACGACGACAGCAACAACAACAACCCAGAGACCGUCGCCGCGAUCCGCAACCUCCGUGUCACAAACCGCGCCCUCGCCUCCCUCGCGGCACCGCACCUCAUCCGCACCCUCGACGUCUCCCUAACCCCCUCCUCCCUCGCCAGGCUCGACGCCGUCUCGCACCACCCGACAAUCAGCACCGGCGUCCUCCGCCUCCGCGUCAGCCUCGCCUCCCACCCGCCCCGGCUCGCCGCCGACCUCGCCUCCUUCGUCCGCUCCGCCUUCCGCCGCCUCUCGCGCGAAGCCAAGCGCGACGACCGCGCCCGCCGCCUCGCCAAGCCGGAUGCCGACAAACACGCCGCCCGCACGCGGGAGUGGAUCCGCAACGGCGCCGGGUCCGACUUUCUCGUCCGCGCCUUCACCGAGUUCGCCCGCCGCCGCGACGUCCACGAGGCCGUCCGCGCCGCGCGACUCGGCUCUCGCGUCGCCGACGCCGUGGCGCGCAUGCGCAACGUGAGGGCCGUCCGCGUCGACGACGAGGCCGCCCGGCCCCCGUGGCACGAGAAGUACCCCGCGCGCAGCGAGGACGACCCCCUCGUCGACGAGGAGGCGUUGCUGGAGCUCGUGACGCUACCGAUGCGAUGGGAGGCCGCCGCCGCGUGGGAGGCCGCCGACAAGAGCGACCACCCCGUCGAGGUCCUCCGCGACAUCCUGGUCGCCCUCGGCAAGCGGGAGGUACCACUCACGCGGCUCGACGUGAAGCUGACGCCGCCGGCGCGGUACGACGGGCUGUCCUGCACCGAGGCCGAGCGCGAGGACAUCCAGCGCGCCGUCCGCGGGCUCCGCUCCGUCGACUUCGAGGUGAAGCCCUCGCGCGACGUCCGCGACGAGUUCGACCCGCCCGCGUGGCCGCCGCGCGGACCCGCGGAGCUCGCGGCCCUCGGCGGCUUCAUGAGCGCCGCGCUCGCGUCGCCGGCUCUCGAGGUCGCGAACCUCGACUUCGGGGCGCUGCGGCGCGAGAACCAGGACCUCUGGGCCCUCGACGCGCUCCUCCGGUCCGCGCCGGAGGGGUGGCCGCGCCUCCGCCGGCUGACGCUGCACCACCCCUGCCUCCGCGCGUCCGACCUCAAGACCCUCGUCGUCCGCAGCGAGCGGCUGGCCUGGCUCAGCAUCGAGGCGCCGCACCUAAGCGAAGGGUCCUGGGCUGAGGUCUUGGAGAUGCUGCACGGCAGGACGGAUCCGCGGAGACGGGAGCGGGGCGAGACGCCGAUGAAGACGCCGACGGGCGGCGAGGCCGAGGAUAUGUCGUUCGCGCAAUACGACUCCGUCUUUUCGGAGCCCCGGGGAUGGACCGCGCAGGUGGAGGAGGGGGGAGAGGAGGCGCCGAUGGGCGAGGGCCGGCGGCUGAGCGCGGCGAUGCGGUAUGUGUUGCAUUUGCAGGCCGAAAAUCCGCUGUACGUGACGCAAUGA
Molecule: messenger RNA, 1881 nt
Organism: Colletotrichum higginsianum IMI 349063
Lineage: Eukaryota; Fungi; Ascomycota; Sordariomycetes; Glomerellales; Glomerellaceae
Exons: 2
Coding region: 1-1881 (626 amino acids)
Source: RefSeq, a predicted model, not a curated record